Electrophorus electricus (electric eel) is the source of this 1398-nucleotide messenger RNA. NCBI's taxonomy places the organism in Eukaryota, Metazoa, Chordata, Actinopteri, Gymnotiformes, Gymnotidae. The record is from RefSeq and is a predicted model, not a curated record.
AUGCCAAUAGGUGAGUUAUGGAAGGUAUCUUUCGUUCUGGCACCGUCCUGUAGCCGUUGUACCGACGCUGUAAAUUUCUUUCGAGUAGCUGCGAAUGCGAGUGACUUCUUUUGGAUUCCCUUUAAAACCGACUGUGAAGAAUUGCUGGGCCGCUUCCAGCAAACGAUGUCGGUACGAUAUGAAGAAUUUGCCGCUAUAUGGAAAACCAUGGAUUUCUCCAGCGUGUUUUAUGGAUAUACCACGCGUCAUGAGAAGCGGGCCUUCAGUCGACUUGCCUUUGCCACAGUAUACAAUUACUUUUUGCCCCCGUACAGCUUUCAGAUCAGGGUUGGAGCAAUGUACAUGCUCUACGGUCUCUACCACACACAACUCGUCUGGCCUAAGGAAAAGGUCUGGAUUGCUCUGAAGGAUUGGGUGCAUGUCCAGAGGUUUGUCUCAGAUGCUUUUAGCUGUCAGCACCUGGAUGUUGUCUACAUCUAUCAGAAGCUUGUUUCUGAGAGAGCCUUCUUGUACACCGCCAUGCCCAAGCCGCUUGCAUUUGACGCAAAGCGACGUUUUUUUAACAAGAAUAUCAAUGAGGAGUUCCAGGACCAUCCAUCUAGAGUGCCAAAGUUGGUCAAUAUAAAUGUACUUGAAGAAAUUGCAAAUGUGCAUGCCCAUUAUGAACGGAUUAAGAAGGGUUUGUCUAUGUCCUCAUCCGUAAGUGUGACACUACUCAAUUUGACUGGCCAACUUCAGAAGUGCGCACUUGAGUUUCAGCAAUGGCAGGAAAAAAACACAAAAACGAAGAAAAAAGGCACUGAUGUGCAAGCCAAGAAAAACACUGAGCAGCUUGAGUCUUCCAGAAGAGCAGCCACACUUGCUUCUAUAAAGUCGAAGUCAUAUACCCAACUGUCGAAGGCAUCAAAAUCUCGACGACACAGGCAAGUAGAGAUGGACACCUCGGGCUCUGGAACAGACCAACUGCAGGAACAAUGGACCCCCCGUGGAAGAAGGCCACCCUCUCUCCGAGCUAGGACAUGGCAAAACCUAGGCAAAAAAGCAUCUCCGAAAGGGUCAGACGAACGAAGAAAAACCUGGCUCCUUACCGCCAUGGAGGAAGACAAAUCGGCAUUGGUACGCUAUCAAAACAACAGGUUUAAGUGGUGAAAUGGAAACACCCAAGUUUGUUUGCUGUCAGGAUUUUUUUUUUUUUUUAAUUUACUUUUAGAUUGGAUUCUGUUGGCGAGUAUUGUCCAAGAAGAGCAAUUGUAGAUCUUGUCCUAUUUUUAUUUGGUUUAGGGUCAUGCAGUUUGCAUUCGGUGUCCUUUUUAUUAAAGCAAUAACUGGGCUCUUUCAUUUAGUGUAACCCAUUGGUAUAUCUGGGAAAUGUAUGUUAAAUAAAAUGUAUGUAAACUC